Molecule: messenger RNA, 930 nt
Organism: Aspergillus campestris IBT 28561
Lineage: Eukaryota; Fungi; Ascomycota; Eurotiomycetes; Eurotiales; Aspergillaceae
Product: uracil phosphoribosyltransferase
Exons: 5
Coding region: 42-761 (239 amino acids)
Source: RefSeq, a predicted model, not a curated record
CGCACUCCCAAUCCAUCCAGAAAUAAGAAAAAGUCUCCACAAUGACCAUCUCCCACACCAGCACCACCCCCAACGACAAUCAGACCCACCACAGCCAUGCCGGCUCUUCCUCCGCACGAACCUUCCUCCUCCCUCAACGGGGUCAUCUCCUCAGCCUGAUGAGCAUCCUGCGUGACGCCAGUACCACCAGAGCUACCUUCUCGAGCACCACCGAGCGGAUCGCCGAUCAGCUAAUCAGCGCAGCGCUUGAUCUCCUACCUGUGGAGGAACUCGCCGUGACGAGCCCGACGGGAUCGACAUACUACGGUGCUCGCCAGACCCAGCCGCUUACCUCUGUGAGCAUUCUCCGUGCGGGGGCUAGUCUCGAUAAUGCCGUGCGCAGGGCCUAUACCGGCCCCCUAACCUUCGGCACAAUCCUCAUCCAGCGCGAUGAGACGACCACCCUCCCCGCCCUCCUAUACUCCAAACUCCCCCCGCAGAUCCCCUCAAACGCCGUUCUAAUCCUCGAGCCAAUGCUCGCAACAGGCGGAUCCGCCUGCUGCGCAAUCGACGUCCUGAAGGACGCUGGCGUCCCCGAAGAGAACAUCAUCUUCGUGAAUAUCCUCUCCGCUCGCUACGGCUUAGACAGGUUGCUUUCAACUUAUCCGGGUCUGCGAGUGGUCACAGCUGCUAUUGAUGAGGCGCUUACUGCGAGGAAGGAGAUUGAUCCUGGACUGGGAGACUUUGGGGAUCGGUUUUAUGGGACGGGGAGCAAGUUUUGAGACUUCGAAGCUUCCUGUGGUUCUUUAUGAAUUAGUAUUCUGUUUUGUUUCAAUGGUACUGUGAGGUCAAGGCUUUGCGGACAGGGUUUGAAUAGGGAUGUCUAUGGCUCUGGAAUGCACAUUUUGACGACACUUGGUAUAUAGUUUGCAUGUAUAUGGUUUUGUGCAU